Molecule: messenger RNA, 1597 nt
Organism: Kickxella alabastrina
Lineage: Eukaryota; Fungi; Kickxellomycota; Kickxellomycetes; Kickxellales; Kickxellaceae
Product: Low temperature viability protein-domain-containing protein
Exons: 6
Coding region: 75-1568 (497 amino acids)
Biological process (GO): ribosomal small subunit biogenesis; ribosomal small subunit export from nucleus
Cellular component (GO): cytosol; nucleus; preribosome, small subunit precursor
Source: RefSeq, a predicted model, not a curated record
CGGCGCAGUUACUCGGCCAAAUAGUCUUUAUUUUAAAUUCAUAUUCACAUUAUAAUACCCUCCUUUUCACAGUAAUGGUCAAGAAAUUCAUUGACAAGAAGAAGGCGACGACUUACAAGCUCGUAUACCGGUCGCAGGAGGACCCUCUGGCCUUCGAGGAGGGUACCACAGAGCGCGUAUUUGUAGCGGUUGGUGGCAAGGAUGAGCUCAAGGCAUCCAAGGGCAAGCAGCCCGAGGAUCAAACACUGGAACAGAGCCGCGUGUACGGUAUUUACCUCGAUGAUCGCGAAUACGAUUACACCAAGCACUUGCGGCCGGUUGGCUCUGGCGGAGGCAUUCUGCUGGAGGCUGCAGCGAAGAAGGAGAAGUUUAGCGGCAUUCAGAUCAUGGACGUGGACGAGGACGAUGAUGGCGUUGGAGCAAGCGGUUUGAUUCCGAUUCAGGCGCAGCCUUCGGCUCACCGUAUGGACAUUAAAAGUGCAGCAUUUCCCACUGGUCUGCAGCCAUCUAUGAAUACCAAUCUGCGCGAGGAGGAUGUGGAGGAGUUUGACGACGAUUUCUUUGACAGGCUCAACUCGAACGAGCUGCCCUCCGACGCCGAGGAGAACGAAUCUGACGACGGCUACCAUGGAGGCAAGUUUGGGCGCUUUGGCGACGAGGAUGACGAGGAUGGUGAGGGCUUUGACCCCAAUGAUGUUUUUGCCCAGGUCAGAAGGAUGAAGGCGCGCCAGAGGCAGCAGGAUUCGGACGACGACGAGAAUAAUGGCGGUGACUGGCGUGGCACGCGCACAGCCAGCACUGGUCUGUCCAUGUCUUCGUCGGCGAUGUACCGCAACGAAAAGCUGACGCUUCUGGACGAGCACUUUGAUCGCGUUGAGGCCAUGUACGAGCACGAGGACACGGACAGCGAAGACGAGCGGUAUGACGAGAACGGCCACCAUAUUGAUGAGUAUGACGCUGACGGCAAUCUAAAGUCUAUCAGUACACGCCCUGACUUUGCGGAUGUCAUGGAUGAGUUCCUUUCGGAAUACGAGCUCACUGGAAAGAAAUUGCAGGUUGUUGUCGAGGGCGGCUCAGGAGCCGGUAAGCUGGACACCUACCGCGACGCCUUUUUAGAUGCCACAAAGCCGAAGGACCAGAGCAAACAAGAUGUAGUUGCGGCCGGAAUGCGCAUUACGGAGGAGGAUAAUGCGAGGCCCACGAGGUCGAGGAGGCGCACCCCUUGGGAUUGCCAGACCAUCCUGAGCACUUACUCGACGCUGGACAACCACCCCGCCACCAUUUACGUCGAAAAGACACCCAAGAUCAGAGUCAGCCGCAAGACCGGCUUCCCCAUGGUCGAGAGGAACAAUAGCGACGAGGAAGAUGUGCCUAGGGAGAACAAGGGCCAGGCGCGGUCGAAAGCGGAGACCAGCGAGGAGAAGCGCGCUCGCAAGAAGCAGAUCCAGGAGGAGAAGCGCAACCGGAGAGAUGAGAGGAAUGAUACCCGUAGUGCCUUUGCCGAGAAGCGGGACCGCAAGAUGCAGUCCAAGAAGGAUCGUGCGCAGUAUGUCAUUCGCUUGGACUAGAUCACAUUCAUAUUUCCAUUCCCUUGUUC